CGGGCCUCGGCGGCGGCUGUGGCUACGGCGGCGGCGGCUCUUCGGCCUCAGCCCAGUGCCCUCGGCGGCCCCAGGCCCUGGUCCGCAGCGCCGCUCACCCUCGUCGCCCUAGCACUGGCCUAGGCCGCGGCCACAGCCCCGGGCUCGCAUCGGCGCCGCCCGCUCCCGGCCCGCUCCCUAUGGGCCCCGGUUAGAGGCGCCGCCGCCGCCGCCGGCCCGCGGAGCCCCGAUGCUGGCCCGUAGGAAGCCGGUGCUGCCGGCGCUCACCAUCAACCCCGCCAUCGCCGAAGGCCCGUCCCCCACCAGCGAGGGCGCCUCCGAAGCCAACUUGGUGGACCUCCAGAAGAAGCUAGAGGAGCUAGAACUCGAUGAGCAGCAGAAAAAGCGGCUGGAAGCCUUCCUCACCCAGAAGGCCAAGGUCGGGGAGCUCAAGGAUGAUGACUUUGAGCGGAUCUCAGAGCUGGGAGCCGGGAACGGCGGGGUGGUCACCAAGGUCCAGCAUAGACCUUCGGGCCUCAUCAUGGCAAGGAAGUUGAUUCACCUGGAGAUCAAGCCGGCCAUCCGGAACCAGAUCAUCCGAGAGCUACAGGUGCUGCAUGAGUGUAACUCGCCGUACAUCGUGGGCUUCUACGGGGCCUUCUACAGCGACGGGGAGAUCAGCAUCUGCAUGGAGCACAUGGAUGGCGGCUCUCUGGACCAGGUGUUGAAAGAAGCCAAGAGAAUUCCUGAGGAGAUCCUGGGCAAGGUCAGCAUCGCGGUCCUGCGGGGCUUGGCGUAUCUCCGGGAAAAGCACCAGAUUAUGCACCGAGACGUGAAACCGUCGAACAUCCUCGUCAACUCCCGAGGGGAGAUCAAGCUGUGCGAUUUUGGGGUGAGCGGGCAACUCAUUGACUCGAUGGCCAACUCCUUCGUGGGAACGCGGUCCUACAUGUCUCCAGAGCGGUUGCAAGGUACUCACUACUCCGUGCAGUCAGACAUCUGGAGCAUGGGCCUGUCCCUGGUGGAGCUGUCCAUCGGAAGGUACCCCAUCCCCCCACCAGACGCCAAGGAGCUGGAGGCCAUAUUUGGCCGGCCCAUGGUCGAUGGGGCGGAAGGAGAGCCACACAGCAUCUCGCCACGGCCGAGACCCCCCGGACGCCCCAUCAGCGGUCACGGGAUGGACAGCCGGCCGGCCAUGGCUAUCUUCGAGCUGCUGGACUAUAUUGUGAACGAGCCACCUCCCAAGCUGCCCAGCGGCGUUUUCACCCAGGACUUCCAGGAGUUUGUAAAUAAAUGCCUAAUUAAGAACCCAGCAGAGCGAGCCGAUCUGAAGAUGCUCAUGAACCAUACCUUCAUCAAACGGUCCGAAGUGGAAGAAGUCGAUUUUGCCGGCUGGUUGUGUAAAACGCUGCGGCUGAACCAGCCCAGCACGCCCACACGCACUGCCAUGUGACGCCGGGUGGCAGGGUCCAGCAGGUGGCCUGCUCGUGCCGCGCCCCUCCUGCCAGGACAGACCAGCUCUCCCCCACCCCUCGCCGUCCCCCCCAUCCUCUGCGGAGCGGCGUGCGCUUGUCUGAACAUUGAACGUCCUCACGCCUGUGGCAGCCAGCAUGGCCCUCUGGUCUCAGGAAGGGUGACACGGCUGUAUUGUGUUCUCAGAACCUGCUUACUUAGGUUUAAAAAACCCAAACAAAACCGCGAAAGAGAAGCAAACAUGUCCAUCAUA
Manis pentadactyla (Chinese pangolin) is the source of this 1705-nucleotide messenger RNA. It is a transcript of the gene MAP2K2, whose product is annotated as mitogen-activated protein kinase kinase 2. Bases 230 to 1432 code for a protein of 400 amino acids. Gene Ontology annotation, molecular function: protein kinase activity; ATP binding. Gene Ontology annotation, biological process: protein phosphorylation. The transcript is spliced from 11 exons. The record is from RefSeq and is a predicted model, not a curated record. Lineage: Eukaryota; Metazoa; Chordata; Mammalia; Pholidota; Manidae.